Parnassius mnemosyne (clouded apollo) is the source of this 1440-nucleotide messenger RNA. NCBI's taxonomy places the organism in Eukaryota, Metazoa, Arthropoda, Insecta, Lepidoptera, Papilionidae. The record is from the annotation of a GenBank genome assembly.
AUGCAUUUUUCUAUUCCUGACGUGCAGCAAUUUCGUGAUGAUAAUGGGAUUACUUAUACGGCGUUUAACAUCUAUAUUGAUGGAUUUUUUCAUUGUGCUGCUCGCUACAAGCAGUUGCUCAGUCUUCAUGAACAGCUUCAAUCGCAGAAUCCCUACUUGAAACUUCCCCAGUUUCCACCCAAAAAACUUUUUCUUACAAGUUCACAAAUAGAAGAAAGAAGAAUCUUAUUAGAAAAAUACAUUCAAUUAGUGGGACAAAAUCCUGUUCUGGCUUACUCUGACAUUCUCAUUACAUUCCUUUUCUCUGCACAACAAGAAACUCAUUGUGUCAGAGUACAUGAGGUGGACAUUGAAAUUUCUCUGAUGAAUGGCUACAGAAUACCAUUAUCAGUAUCAUCAACAGACUCUUCUGGCACUGUGUUAGAUAUAGCCUGUAAUUAUAUAAAUUUGCCAAAAGAAUAUGUAAAGUUUUUCUCCUUAUAUCUUUUUAAUUGGAGCUGUGCAAAGGAUGGCCAACCAUGUUUAAAAAAAUUAGAAGAAUAUGAAUCUCCAUACAUAUCUCAGAAGUAUGUUAGACCUGAUGAUAAAAUAGUGAUUCGUAAAAGUUACUGGGAUCCUCGUUAUGACAUUGAUGUAAUGUGUGAUAGAGUUGCAUUAGAUCUAUUAUAUUUACAAACAAUAGAAGAUAUUGAUUUAGGAUGGAUCCAUAUAAACUCACAAAUCAAGGACCUAUUAAAUACACAUGAAUCAAGAAAAGAGAAGAAAGAGUACAUAGAACUGGCCCGCAGUUCGAGGCACUACGGUCGGGUGCCGGCGGGCGAGGCAGUAACGGAUACGCGUCACGUGACCGACGGAGCGACAAGUGGGCCGUGUCGCGUUCGUGUAUCGCUCGCUUCCAAGGAGCUCACGCUAACCAGCGUUGGCCAGCCCUCGCGGGAGCAACGCUACAAAGUUACGAGGAUGAGGUGCUGGAGGAUAACCACGCUGCACACUACGGACAGACACCAAACAAACGGCCACGGAUCUUUAUUAGAAGAGUCCAACAAACACUUCGAGCUCUCUUUCGAAUAUCUCAUUAGUAAAGACAACCUGGAGUGGAUAACGCUGCAGACGGAACACGCGAUAUUUAUUAGUGUUUGUUUGCAGUCAAUAGUGGACGAGCUGAUGAGGCAAAAGAGCGGCAAUGGGCCAGCGUCGCCCCGUUGUAAACGCGGAGGUCUCACGUACCUGCGCCGCGACGGUUCCAGCCAACUUAUCACAUCUUCAUCCUCCAGCGAUACUUUAAGUUCAGUUAACGGCGACUCCAUUACAUCGGGCAGCUCGCGAGAGAUAUUUUCCGUUCAAAAACUGACUCAGAAGUUCGCUUCGGUUGCAUUUAAGAGCGGAAAGGAUUGCGUGGAGAAUAACGCGUUUGAAGCGAUAGGAGAUGAAGAACUAUGA